AGGGAGGGAGUUUGCCAGUUGGAAGUCUCAUGGCCCCUGCCCUCAAGGAGCAAUCAUUCCAAUGGCGGGGAGGGGUUUCCUCCACAGGAAGGCUCCAAAGCAGACUUCUUUCAUGACAGCUCCACUGAUAUAAAUCCCGUGGCUUUCUGAUGUUGUGCCCUGUGAUAGGGCCCGAGGCUCAAUGAGAACUUGGCUUUCUGGGCCUUCUGCGGCGGCCAUGACCUGAGCUACUGCAGGAGCUGUUCUGGGGCCAUGUCUGGACAGGGCAACAGCCACACACAGUAGGUAAGAAGCCUGGCUGCCAUUCCCAGGGCACACAGGCUCAGGGUCGUGGGUUAGCUCCAUCAGAGGCAUGGGCUAUCUCCAUCAGAGGUCGUGGGCUACCUCCAUCAGAGGUCAUGGGCUAUCUCCAUCAGAGGUCGUGGGCUAUCUCCAUCAGAGGUCGUGGGCUAUCUCCAUCAGAGGUCGUGGGCUAUCUCCAUCAGAGGUCGUGGGCUAUCUCCAUCAGAGGUCGUGGGCUAUCUCCAUCAGAGGUCGUGGGCUAUCUCCAUCAGAGGUCGUGGGCUAUCUCCAUCAGAGUCAUGGGCUAUCUCCAUCAGAGGUUGUGGGCUAUCUCCAUCGGAGUCAUGGGCUAUCUCCAUCAGAGGUCGUGGGCUAUCUCCAUCGGAGUCGUGGGCUAUCUCCAUCAGAGGUCGUGGGCUAUCUCCAUCAGAGGUCGUGGGCUAUCUCCAUCAGAGGUCGUGGGCUAUCUCCAUCAGAGGUCGUGGGCUAUCUCCAUCGGAGUCGUGGGCUAUCUCCAUCAGAGGUCGUGGGCUAUCUCCAUCGGAGUCAUGGGCUAUCUCCAUCAGGGUCAAGAGGAUUGGAGCGGUCUGACUGCCUGGCAGAAGUGGCCUCCUGUCUCUUGCUUAAAGUGCCCCAUUCUUUCCGCCCAGCUUCCCUGCCUGUCCCUGGUGGCAGGGAUGGCAGUUGCGGGGAUGGUCGGCCCCUGCUCCCCGGGGGCUGCUUCCCUAGAUAAAGCUUAUAAAGGCUGAGCUGAGCACAGGACAAGGGGCCCGGGGGCGGGCCGUACCAGUCUGCCUGGCGGUGGUAACUGGUCAGAGGUUAUUGUGGCGACAGUGAUGAGAACGGGCCCUGUUCCUGGAGCUGGAAGUCAGCUUGGCAGAUGGGGCCGUUCCCGGGCUCGGGGGCUGAGAACCCUGGCUGUCUCCGUCAGGCUCCGGGGGAAGACGAUGGUCAAGUGGAGGUGGCGGGAUGACAAGUGAGACAGAUGCAAAAGAGCUGCUGGAUUCUGGGAAAGGGAGUGGUAGUGGGAGCCCGGCCCAGGGGGGCCCGGCCCAGGGGGGCCCAGCCCAGGGGGGCCUGGUCCAGGAGAGCCCAGCCCAGGGAGCAGCAGAUCGGCUCCCAAGCCUAGGACCUCAGCUGGCCUGGCACUAGAUGGAAGCCUGGGAGAGGCAAGGAAGGCGGUCACUAUGGAAGUGAGAGGAGAGGCCCUUGAACUUGGGUGGGCGGCAGAAAGAUGGCGGGAAGCAAGCCCUCCAAGGUCCAACGUCUGGGCUGCCUUCCAGCUGCAGCCGUUCGGGGAGAGCACUUGGAGGAAAGGUCCCCCGAAGCGGGAGAGGAGCCGGGCAGGGCCCGGGCCGGGCGAGGCUGGCUCGGCUUCAAGCUAGGCCGCCGAGCACAAAGACCCGGGGACAUCAGGGUCACGGCGGCCGUCGCCCAGGCUGCCCUUCCUCGGGUGGGGAAGGAAGUCAAAGAAGCGUCAUCCAAGGCUGAUCAAAGGACCGAGAGUAAAAGGCAAGUCCUGGGACAAAAGGAGCCAGACCCUGGACUCGCAGGUGACCCCCCCCCCCCCAACAGGAUCUUUACAAGCCCGGGACCUGACCCACGGACUUGGCUCCAAGCUCCCAGAGGGCCGUGCAGGCUGAGGGCCGCGACUGUCCCCCCGUGUCCCCUGGCGGGACCCGGGCCCGAGCCGGGGGAGCCGGCAG
Antechinus flavipes (yellow-footed antechinus) is the source of this 1988-nucleotide messenger RNA. Its product is annotated as avirulence protein AvrXa10-like. NCBI's taxonomy places the organism in Eukaryota, Metazoa, Chordata, Mammalia, Dasyuromorphia, Dasyuridae. The coding region runs from base 353 to 1015 and encodes 220 amino acids. The transcript is spliced from 4 exons. The record is from RefSeq and is a predicted model, not a curated record.